Molecule: messenger RNA, 3694 nt
Organism: Cyclopterus lumpus (lumpfish)
Lineage: Eukaryota; Metazoa; Chordata; Actinopteri; Perciformes; Cyclopteridae
Product: heterogeneous nuclear ribonucleoprotein Q-like
Exons: 11
Coding region: 136-2001 (621 amino acids)
Biological process (GO): CRD-mediated mRNA stabilization
Cellular component (GO): nucleus; ribonucleoprotein complex; CRD-mediated mRNA stability complex
Molecular function (GO): mRNA 5'-UTR binding
Source: RefSeq, a predicted model, not a curated record
GUUACGUCGCCGCCAUUUUGUUUCACCGGGAGUAAAGAAACCCACCCUGUAAAGCACCGGGCGCGGGUCUUCCCUUUUAUUUGGACUCCUUCGACGCGGCGGAUCGGCACCGUGACCCAGGUUCAGCGUCGCACGAUGUCUGCAGACAUGGCCAUGGAACAGGUAAACGGGAACGGCCCGGAGGAACCCAUUGACACCCCGGAGGUGAGCCGCUCCGAACACUUCGCAGCUCUGCUGGAGGCCGGCCUCCCUCAGAACGUGGCCGAGAAGCUGGACGAGCUCUACGUAGCAGGCCUCGUAGCUCACAGCGACCUCGACGAAAGAGCUCUUGAAGCUUUGAAAGAGUUCAAUGAGGAGGGAGCCCUGCAGGUGCUGGUCCAGUUCAAAGAGAGCGAUCUGUCACACGUGCAAAACAAAAGUGCCUUUCUCUGUGGGGUGAUGAAGACUUACAGGCAGAGGGAGAAACAAGGGACCAAAGUUUCAGAUUCCACGAAAGGACCAGAUGAGGCCAAAAUCAAGGAGCUCCUGGACAGAACAGACUACACACUCGACGUAACAACGGGCCAACGGAAGUAUGGCGGACCCCCGCCGGAGCCGGUGUACUCGGGGGCCCAACCCAACGUGGGAACAGAGAUAUUUAUCGGGAAGAUUCCCCGCGACUUGUUUGAAGAUGAACUGGUCCCUCUCUUUGAGAAGGCCGGGCCCAUCUGGGACCUGAGGCUAAUGAUGGACCCGCUGAGCGGCCUGAACAGGGGCUACGCUUUCGUCACCUUCUGCACGAAGGAAGCGGCCCAGGAGGCGGUGAAGCUGUGCAAUAAUCACGAGAUUCGCCCCAACAAGCACAUCGGGGUGUGUAUAUCCGUCGCCAACAACCGGCUAUUCGUUGGCUCCAUUCCCAAGAGUAAAACAAAGGAGCAGAUUGUUGAGGAGUUUGCUAAAGUCACAGAGGGCCUCAGUGACGUCAUACUGUACCAUCAACCCGAUGACAAGAAGAAGAACCGGGGCUUCUGCUUCCUGGAGUACGAAGACCACAAGACGGCCGCUCAGGCACGCCGCCGGCUGAUGAGCGGCAAGGUGAAGGUCUGGGGCAACGUGGUGACGGUGGAGUGGGCCGACCCCAUCGAGGACCCCGACCCGGAGGUCAUGGCCAAGGUGAAGGUUUUAUUUGUGAGAAACCUCGCCAACGGCGUCACGGAGGAGCUCCUGGAGACGUCCUUCAGCGAGUUUGGAAAACUGGAGCGGGUCAAGAAGCUAAAAGACUACGCCUUCAUUCACUUUGAAGAGCGGGACGGUGCAGUGAAGGCGUUGGAUGAAAUGAACGGGAAGGAGCUGGAGGGAGAGCCGAUCGAGAUCGUUUUCGCCAAGCCGCCCGAUCAGAAACGGAAGGAGCGCAAAGCGCAGAGACAAGCUGCGAAGACCGUGAUGUACGAUGACUAUUACUACUACUCCCCUCCCUCCCACAUGCCGCCUCCAGGCAGAGGCCGGGGCAGAGGCGGCAACCGGGGCGGCUACGGCGCCUACCCCCCCGACUACUACGGAUACGAGGACUACUACGACUACUACGGCUACGACUAUCACAACUACCGCGGCGGCUACGACGACCCCUACUACGGCUACGAUGACUUCCAGGCCCCGAGCCGAGGACGCGGCGGCAGCCGGGGCUCCCGGGGCGGAUCCUCUCCGGCGUCCAGGGGACGCGGCGGCGGCGGCGGCGCACCCAGAGGGAGGGCCGGCUUCUACCAGCGGGGCGGGCCCGGACCGGGCCGCGGCGGGCGGGGAGCGAGAGGAGGCCUGCCGCCGAGAGGGCGAGGAGGGGUACGUGGUGCUCGGGGUGGCCGCGGUGGAAAUGUAGGAGGAAAGCGCAAAGCUGACGGGUACAACCAGCCAGAUUCCAAGCGUCGCCAGACCAAUAAUCAGAACUGGGGCUCUCAACCCAUUGCUCAGCAACCGCUUCAAGGUGGUGAUCAUUCUGCAGGAAAAAGGGGUCGAGGCCGGUCCUGACGCGUCGCUAUGAAGACUGACUGGCGUUUGGCGCCACGCGCACCGCCGGCUGCCGAGUGGAUGGAAUGGUAAGGUCGCCUGAAGAAUGGCAUUCCAGCCCUUUUGUUUUUAUUUAAUUACUUUUAAAACAACUUGCCAUGUUAGAAGAUGAUCAGAGGAGAAAAUCUUGAGAAAAUCCCCCCACACACACACACACACACACACACAAAAAACAUGAAUGGGGGUUUCAUGAUGGACAUCCUUCUGGAAAAGUAUUUGCACCUUUUUCUUUCUUUUUUUUUUAAGUUGGGUGUGCUCUUUAAUGCAGAUGUUAAGUUUCUUGGAGUUACUACAUCGCAGUGAAGGACGAGACGGGACCUGUGGGUCUUUGGAUCCAGGAAGCGGGUUCUUUAGGAGCCUGAACCACUACGGGUCCGUUAACUACCUCCGUUUUUAAGGACUUGAGAUCUGCACCGGCAACGUCAACGCAGCACUUAAAGAGUUUUAGCUACUCGGUGGAGACGCGGCGGUCAGCUGCUCCUCCUGACACGCCUCCCGACGGCGUAUCGGGGGGGGGGGAGAUGUUACGGAGCCGGAAGAGGGGGCUCAUGCUGAGAGGGGAGAGGUCAAAGUUGUAAGAAACUCCCCAGAUAAAAAGUUAAAAGGAACCACGUUACUUUUAUUUUGAAAGGUUGGCUGGACGUGGUCUCGUCACGGGCCUGCGGUGCGUUUGGUGUUUCCUGUUUGCCGCUGGCCUCGCUCUCAAAGCGGUGACGUUUAAAUCCCCACGUUCUUAAAAAUAUGUAAUCUUUAGUGAAUAUUCUGUGGGGUUUUUUCCCCCCACCUAAAUGUGUUUUUUUUUUUAAUUUUUAAUUUUAUUUACUACUUUAUUCCCAAAGAAUAUUCAAGUUUUUUUUUUCUUGUAAAUUUACUUUAAAAAAAAAAAAAAAAAAAAAAUCUAUUCUCCGAUUAUUACCCGGCUCUGUAUUUUAUAAUUGUUAUAAUAAUUUGUACCUCCCGUGGGCCUGGUACGCUGUAUUAAUACAUGAACUAAGUGGUGACGUAGUUUACGGAUUGUUUUCUGUUAUUUUUCUUGCCUGCAGACCGCAGACGUCCUUUUGUCUUCCACGAUGGGAAACUGUCUGUUUUUUUUAAUUUUAGUUUUGGUUUGUAACCGUCGGGGUGAUGGCAAAGUGACGUCUCACUCUGCACAAACAUCUGUGAUGUCCUUUUUUAAUAUAUAUUAAUAUUUUUACGCAGAUUUUGAGGAAAAAUGUAAUUGACUUCCUGGUCCCGACGAGUUUAGGAAUCCAAACUAAACGUGUCACGGUGGGGGAAACGUCUCAAACAACAACAACAACAACAACAACGACAACUUGGUUCUACAUUCCUCAUUAUCGCUGUCGACUGCCCAUCAUGCCGUUCGUGUGGUUGUGACACAUUCUGCAGAGGAAACUGUUCUCGUCACGCGGUGGACUGGAAACGGAGAAUGUUUCAGACUUUAAAGGAGCAAAUCCAUCCGAAUACAUUUCAGCUUUUUAGGGAGAAGUUACAGGCUGUUGGUGGUUGCUUUUGGUUUUGCUGUGUCAUAGUUUUUAGCAACGAUGUCAUCGCUCUCAGCGAGGGCUCGACUUUUUUUUUGUUUUGUUUUUUUGAAAAAUAAAAAAAAACCAUCAGUUCAAAUUCCCUGAAAUAUUAAACGAGUCAUUUUAAA